Messenger RNA from Fragaria vesca subsp. vesca, 1399 nucleotides. Its product is annotated as ubiquitin fusion degradation protein 1 homolog. The record is from RefSeq and is a predicted model, not a curated record. Gene Ontology annotation, molecular function: polyubiquitin modification-dependent protein binding. Bases 139 to 1110 code for a protein of 323 amino acids. The transcript is spliced from 10 exons. NCBI's taxonomy places the organism in Eukaryota, Viridiplantae, Streptophyta, Magnoliopsida, Rosales, Rosaceae. Gene Ontology annotation, cellular component: VCP-NPL4-UFD1 AAA ATPase complex.
CUUCAAAACGAUUGGGAAACUUAUAAAAGCUCAAAACCCAGCUAGCGCAGCAAGAAGAGACCCAGAACUACUCAAUCAUUACAAAGAUUGACAAUCAGUGAUCAGUGAUCUUUUGGGCAUUCUAAGCUUUCUGUGAAUAUGGCUCAUGAAUACCCUCGCAGUUCAGGAUUUGAGCAGAGUUAUCGUUGCUACCCUGUCUCGUUCAUCGACAAGCAACAUCUGGAAAAGGGUGAUAAAAUUAUAAUGCCUCCCUCAGCUCUCGAUCGACUUGCAUCUAUGCAAGUUGACUACCCUAUGUUAUUUGAACUUAACAAUAGUAGUGCUGGACGAGUUACUCAUUGUGGGGUCUUGGAAUUUGUUGCUGAUGAGGGCCUCAUCUAUAUACCAUACUGGAUGAUGGAAAACAUGCUCCUACAAGAGGGGGACAUCGUUCAAGUGAAGAACAAAAGCCUUGUAAAGGGAACCUAUGUGAAGUUGCAGCCUCACACCAAGGACUUCCUUGAUAUUUCAAACCCCAAAGCCAUUUUGGAGACUACAUUGAGGAGCUACUCUUGUUUGACCACUGGUGACACUAUCAUGGUUCCUUAUAACAAUAAGAAGUAUUACAUUAACAUAGUUGAAGCAAAACCCUCAUCUGCAGUCAGUAUCAUUGAGACAGACUGUGAGGUUGAUUUUGCCCCUCCUCUUGAUUAUGUGGAACCUGAAAAACCAGCAUCAUCUACUUUGGCAAAGAAGAGACCACAAGAAGCUGAAGAAGAUCAAGUUCAAAAGGUUGCAAGGUUCAAUCCAUUUACAGGUUCAGCAAGGCGAUUGGACGGAAAGCCUUCGACAGAAUCAGUUGCACCCGUAAUUAAGCCGCACCAACUUGAGAGUGAAAAUGGAACCAAGGAUACCAAGCCAUCAACUUCUGCUUCACGCCAACGUUCUGGAAAGCUUGUGUUUGGUUCAAAUUCCAACCAGCCCACUAAAGAAGCCCCAAAAGUGGUGCCUAAGAAACAAGAGACAUCUGAGAAAGCACCAAAGAAACAAGAGACAUCUGAGAAGGCACAGGAGGAAAAAGAGACAAAGUUCCAAGCAUUCACAGGGAAGAAGUAUUCUCUAAAAGGAUGAGGUUAAGCAUUGGCCUUCAUUCCGAAAGAUAGAGAAAAAAGCGGCGUGCGUGAAGGCAUUUCUUCCAUCUAUUCUUUUUCAAGACACGAAAGGGUCGCGUAUUGGGCAGUGGAAGGAUGAAACGCAGAAUAUUCCUGCUCAUCUCCUUUUGACAUUAUGUAGAUAUCCAUCCUAAAAUUAAGUAGAACUUGUUCAUAACUUAUGAAUCAAGUUAAAUUCAUCUUCUGGAAUCAUCCACAGCAACAUUAUGCUUCAUGGUUAUUAUUUGAAAUUACACCUAUAUUCUCAC